Messenger RNA from Brassica oleracea var. oleracea, 2032 nucleotides. RefSeq names its product putative glycosyltransferase 5. The coding region runs from base 447 to 1805 and encodes 452 amino acids. Gene Ontology annotation, biological process: xyloglucan biosynthetic process. Gene Ontology annotation, cellular component: endosome; trans-Golgi network; membrane. Lineage: Eukaryota; Viridiplantae; Streptophyta; Magnoliopsida; Brassicales; Brassicaceae. The transcript is spliced from 2 exons. The record is from RefSeq and is a predicted model, not a curated record. Gene Ontology annotation, molecular function: hexosyltransferase activity.
GUCCCCUGCUGGCUUCUUUUACCAUCUUCAAUUCUAAUUCUUAGUAUAUAACAUAUUGUUAUAGAGAUCUCAAACUCAGGUUUUAUGGCAACACGUUUCAAAUCUCUGCGUCUAAGUUUCAAGGUUUCAAAGUCAUGGCUGAUUCAGGCAUAUUGGAUCGAGCAAAGCAUUUUCUCUAGCAUCAAAUAUAUAUAUAUAUAUAAAAACGGCAGCAUUUCUCCAUGAUCUAAUUUAAUAUUAUUUAAUUAAUUUUUAAAGGAGUCCCUUCAGAUUGUUGACUUUUGAUCUCCAUCAUCUACUAGUUCAGAGAGGGGAUCUACAAAUCCUGUGAGUAAAAAUAGAAAGGUUCACUGAUUAUGGUUAGUAGAUAGAUGUGUACGGUUUAAGUGGCAUCUUCAGGUAUCUCUCUGUGAGUGACAUCUAUAGAAGGAGCGGCAACAAGUGAAAUGGUUCAGGAUGCGUUGAGAACCUCCGGAAGUGGUGGAGGACUUCCGAAAACGGCUGUAUCUAAUGGCGGAGGGAGAGGCCGUGGCUUGUUGUUACGCGGCUGGCAGGUCCAGAAUACCUCAAUGAACAUCAAAAUCAUGAUUCUCUGCGGCUUCGUGACCAUUCUCGUUUUACUUGGCACAGUCAGUUUUGGUAACCUUGGAAGCUCCAACGCUGACGACGCUGUUAAUCAAAAUCUCAUCAAGGAAACCAAACCGAUUCUUGCCGAGAGCCCAUCUGCUUCGGUUCCGAACGACUUGGACUUGGAGGAGCCGCCGAAAGCUGAGGUUAAUCCCAACGUGACGUACACUCUAGGGCCCAGGAUCACCAACUGGGACAGUCAACGCAAGGUAUGGCUAAAUCAGAACCCUGGGUUUCCUAGUAUAGUCAACGGCAAAGCUAGAAUCUUGCUUCUUACCGGGUCUCCCCCUGGACCCUGUGACAAACCCAUUGGAGACUAUUAUCUAUUGAAAUCAGUGAAAAACAAGAUUGAUUACUGUAGGAUUCACGGGAUAGAGAUUGUGUACAACAUGGCACAUCUAGAUGAGGAACUCUCAGGGUAUUGGACGAAAUUACCUAUGAUUAGGAGAUUAAUGCUGUCUCAUCCAGAAGUAGAAUGGAUUUGGUGGAUGGAUAGUGAUGCUUUGUUCACUGAUAUACUGUUUGAGAUCCCCUUGUCUCGGUACGAGAAGCAUAAUCUAGUGAUACACGGGUAUCCAGACUUGUUGUUCAACCAAAAGUCAUGGGUUGCGUUGAACACGGGUGUUUUUCUGUUGAGGAAUUGUCAGUGGUCAUUGGAUUUGUUAGAUGCUUGGGCUCCAAUGGGACCAAAAGGGCCAAUCCGCAACGAAGCUGGGAAGGUACUGACAGCUUAUCUGAAGGGUCGGCCAGCUUUUGAGGCAGAUGAUCAGUCAACGUUGAUUUAUCUCCUGAUUUCACACAAGGAGAAGUGGAUGGAGAAGGUUUACGUUGAGAACCAAUACUAUUUGCACGGCUUUUGGGAGGGUUUGGUUGAUAAGUAUGAAGAGAUGAUGGAGAGGUAUCAUCCGGGAUUGGGUGAUGAGAGAUGGCCUUUUGUGUCGCAUUUCGUGGGUUGCAAACCGUGUGGCAGCUACGCUGAUUACGCAGAGGAGAGGUGCUUUAAGGGCAUGGAGAGGGCUUUUAAUUUCGCAGAUAACCAAGUGCUGGAGCUGUAUGGGUUUAGCCACAGGGGACUGUUGAGCCCCAAGGUUAAGAGGAUCAGAAACGAGACGGUUUCUCCUUUUGAGUAUGUAGACAAGUUUGAUAUCCGGAGAACGCAUGCGGAAGCAAAACCAUGAAGUGAAUCAUACACAGCUUGACGAAACUUGAGUUAAUGUUAUAGGUAACAAAGAACACUCACAUAAUCAAAUGCAAUAUUUUCGUCGUUUUAGCAUGUACUUGUUUCUUGUGCUUUAUUGCAUGUUGUUUUCCAGCUCUGCUAAUUUUUUUUUUCUUUUUUCCAUAGAUAAUUUUGUCUUUUUCAGUCAAUAUAUGGAGAAAUUUGAUAUUGCAAUUCUGCUUGUUA